AUGAAGAAGAAGACCCAGAUUGACUUCAAGGCCCUUAACAUAAUCCAGUGCGGGCUAACAAAAGAGGAGCUGAACCACAUCAACCCACACGAAAAUGCCAAAGAGCUAUGGGACAAACUCAUAGAACUAUACGAGGGAACUAACGACGCAAAGAUGGAGAACCGUGAUCUUAUAAGGUACGCUAUAAAUACAUUUCCUCAAAAUACACUGUGGACAUCCAUCGUGGAUGCCUAUAAGAUUUCGAGAAACUUGUCCAAGUUAAAGUUAGAUGAAUUGUUUUAUGAAUUAGAGCUACACGAACAAACAAAUGCUAAAAUCAAGAAAGGUAUUGCUCUUGUUGCAAGAACGUCAAAAGGAAAAUCCAAAACUAAGCUAGAACCUGAAGUCAAGUCUGACCCAAAUUCAGAUGAUGAAGAAUACAUGGUGAACCUUACCAACUGCCUGAAUCUCAAGAAGAAGAAAACCUUCAAGGCGACUGGGGAUGAAUCAUCUGGGGAUGAAUCAGAUGGUGAAGAACUGAAGCACACCAACUACCUCGCACUGAUGGCAUACGGACCAGAAUCAGAAAGUGAAUCGGAAGAUAAGUCCGAACCUGAAUCGAGUCACGAGACCGCACUCGUUUUCAAAGGUUCCGAUGAGGUGCAUAGUGUCUCAACUGUUGACACUCCUAAGAGAGAGAAAACUCAUGGGGAAGUUGAAAGGCACAUAGUGUCUCAACUGUUGACACUGAUGGAUGGGUUGAAGUCUCGUGCUCAUGUAAUUGUCAUUGGGGCUACGAAUAGGCCAAACAGUAUCGAUCCAGCUCUUAGACGAUUCGGUAGGUUUAACAGAGAAAUUGACAUUGGUGUUCCUGAUGAGGUUGGCCGAUUGGAGGUUCUUCGCAUCCAUACUAAGAACAUGAAGCUAUUUGAUGAUGUUGAUUUGGAAAGGAUUGCUAAGGAUACUCAUGGCUAUGUUGGGGCUGACCUUGCUGCUUUAUGCACUGAAGCUGCUCUACAGUGUAUCCGUGAAAAGAUGGACAUAAUUGAUCUAGAAGAUGAAUCAAUUGAUGCUGAGAUUCUCAAUUCCUUGUCCGUUACAAAUGAACACUUUAAGACUGCUUUGGGAUCUAGUAACCCAUCUGCCCUCUGUGAAACUUUUGUUGGGUUUUGA
Molecule: messenger RNA, 1152 nt
Organism: Zingiber officinale
Lineage: Eukaryota; Viridiplantae; Streptophyta; Magnoliopsida; Zingiberales; Zingiberaceae
Product: transitional endoplasmic reticulum ATPase homolog 2-like
Exons: 6
Coding region: 1-1152 (383 amino acids)
Biological process (GO): positive regulation of transcription by RNA polymerase II
Cellular component (GO): nucleus
Molecular function (GO): histone binding; chromatin binding; ATP hydrolysis activity
Source: RefSeq, a predicted model, not a curated record